Messenger RNA from Hippocampus comes (tiger tail seahorse), 2635 nucleotides. Its product is annotated as zinc finger protein OZF-like. The transcript has 4 exons. The coding region runs from base 441 to 2285 and encodes 614 amino acids. Gene Ontology annotation, biological process: regulation of transcription by RNA polymerase II. Gene Ontology annotation, cellular component: nucleus; PcG protein complex; transcription regulator complex. The record is from RefSeq and is a predicted model, not a curated record. Lineage: Eukaryota; Metazoa; Chordata; Actinopteri; Syngnathiformes; Syngnathidae. Gene Ontology annotation, molecular function: DNA-binding transcription factor activity, RNA polymerase II-specific; RNA polymerase II cis-regulatory region sequence-specific DNA binding.
UAUUUGCUAGCUAGAUAUAUGUGUAUCUAUUAGUUCAGGUUUAAUACGAUAUUCCGAUCCAUACUCAAUGCCAAGGCACUAAAUACUGUACCUAUUUUGACUUAGCGCGGUUGCCGUAGCGCAUUUUCAAAAAUGGCCGACAGGCUGCGCAUGCGCAGUACAAUUAUGUUGGCUCUGGACACAGGCCGCAGAUCUUGCCUCGGACACGGCCACGCGCUUCACGAAAACCUUCUUCUCGGAUUCCUGUUCACCGGACAGCCUAUAACUGGACUCCAAUAGACGAAAUUUGAGCUUUGUGUUCCUGAAAACUCGCCGGGGUGCACGUCGAAGCUUCUCUGGCGAAGUUCGCUUGCUCUCCGCGAACAAAGAGACUCGUGUGGUCGGAACACGUCGCUAAGAAGAGAUCAAGUGAGUGUAAAUUGCUGAGCUUGUCGCGGGAAAUGUGUGCAAGAAAGACGGCAGAGCACAAGGAGGAACUUUGUCCAACCAACAAGGACGUCGAGCCACAACGUCACCUUUGCAAGUUGGAACCUCGAGUUGUCUUACCAAGAGCGGACAAGGAGCCCGAGUCCGCCCAAAUGAAAGAGGAGCGGGAGAUUGAGACGCCGCCGUGCAUAAAAGAGGAGGAGCAGGAGGGUCAAAUCAGCAAGUCUCCGUUGACUGGUGUCUCUGUGAAGAUUGAGCAAGACGUCACCGAAGCAGAUGUUGAUCCUGAGCAGCAGGUGCCAGAGGAGGAAAAUCCAGAGACCCCACACACAAAAGAAGACCAGCGGCAGGAUGAAAUCACCUUGUCUGCAGAAGAAGAUGGCGGAGGGCCACAAGUGAACAGGCUCAUUCCGCCACUUUCGGAUGACGAUGGCGUGACGUCACACUCGUCCGACACCGACGAACGCUCGAAAGACCUCAGUGAAGGCUAUUUUUGUCCUGAGCAGUCCCCACAAAUUAAAGAGGAGGAAAACCCAGAGACCCCACGCGUCAAAGAAGAAGCGCAGGAGGAUGAAAUCAGCAAGUCUCCGUUGAAUGGUGUGGUGAAGAGUGAGGGGCCGGAUGAAGACCAGGAUGGACGAUCCCGAUCAGACGACCUCUUGGCUCCACUUUCAGAAGGUGACGACGUCACGUCACACUCUUCUGACUAUGACGACGAUCAGGAUGAUGAUGACCUCUCCCAUGGUGAUAUGACAUGUCACACUGGCAAAGGACGACUGAAAUGUUCUGGGUACGACAAAACCUUUGUCAAAAAGUCCUCCUUGAAAAGACACACGAGAACACACGGCGCAGAAAAACCUUUUGUUUGCUCAGUUUGUGGUAGAAGAUUUUCUGAAAAGCGAACUUUAGCAUCACACACAAGCAUACACACAGGGGAAAAAACCUUUGCCUGUUCAAUUUGUGGUAAAACAUUUUAUAGCAAAAGGGAUUUAACAAGGCACACAAGAACACACGCUGGGGAAAAACCUUUUGCCUGCUCAGUGUGUGGUAAAAGCUUUUAUAGUAAAAGUGAUUUAACAAGGCACACAAGUACACACACUGGAGAAAAACCUUUUGUCUGCUCAUUUUGUGGUAAAGGAUUUUCUGAAAAGCCAAGUUUAACAUCACACAUAAGCACACACACGGGAGAAAAACCUUUUGCCUGUUCUGUUUGCGGUAAAACAUUUUCUAAGAAGGACAGGUUAACAAGGCACUCGAGAACGCACACUGGGGAGAAACCCUUUGCCUGCUCAGUUUGCGGCUCACGAUUCAGACAGAAGGGCCAUUUGAAAGCGCACACAAGCACACACACUGGAGAAAAACCUUUUGCCUGUUCAGUGUGCGGUAAAGGCUUUCCGAAAAAGGGAUAUUUAACAGUGCACACAACAACACACACUGGGGAGAAACCCUUUGCCUGCUCACUUUGCGGCGCACGAUUCCGACAGAGGGGACAUUUAAACGUACACAGAAGAACCCACACUGGGGAAAAACCUUUUGCCUGUUCAGUGUGUGGUAAGCGAUUUAUUCAUAAGGGUGAUUUAACAAGGCACGCGGUAGCGCACACCGGGGAAAAACCCUUUGUCUGCUCCGUUUGUGGGAGGCGAUUCAUUCAAAGAAGCACCUUGACAGCUCACAGGAGAACACACGCUGAAGAAAAACAUUUUCUCUGCUCAGUUUGUGGUCAACGAUUCACUCGCAGCUCAAGUUUAAUUAAGCACGCAAAGACACACGCCGAAGAUAAUCCGCCGUCCUCGUUGUUGGCCAGGUAUGUCAAAACAAACACGGAAUGUGUUUCAGGCCACAUCAGCCAGUCAAAUUAACAUCUGUUGCUUCUGACAUGACCAUUUUUAGAUUUUGUCAUUUCAGUCAUGACCUCUUCUCCCGCCAAGCGUUGUCUCAGCAAUAUGGCGCCUAUUUUGCAGGAAGCGCCAAAGAAGCUUCUUGUAUGAAUACUGAUGAGAAAGGGGAGGUGGGAUUCCAAAAGACUUUGUUCUUCCCGCUCCUCUUCGUACACAAUCUGAGACCCACCCCCUCUCUCUCUGUCUCUCUCUUUUUUUUUGGGCGUGUGAAACACUCCCUUGUUAGUAUGAUAUGAAAUAAGCUAUGUCUCGAUGUCUCUCUGUGUUUUAGAGUAAGAUGCCAUUUAUCUGAAAUAAAUGGAAAAAUAAUU